This is a messenger RNA of Haliotis rufescens (red abalone), 2225 nucleotides long. Its product is annotated as tyrosyl-DNA phosphodiesterase 2-like. Gene Ontology annotation, cellular component: cytoplasm; PML body. Bases 318 to 1391 code for a protein of 357 amino acids. Gene Ontology annotation, molecular function: single-stranded DNA binding; protein binding; 5'-tyrosyl-DNA phosphodiesterase activity. The record is from RefSeq and is a predicted model, not a curated record. NCBI's taxonomy places the organism in Eukaryota, Metazoa, Mollusca, Gastropoda, Lepetellida, Haliotidae. Gene Ontology annotation, biological process: double-strand break repair. The transcript has 7 exons.
CGAUAAAGGGAUUCCCCUUUCUGGACAGGCGGGAGUGAUAUCAUACAUGUCGGUCGAUUAAGUCUGAAUCGAAAGUGUAUAUAUUUCACAACAAGGCAGUGUCGGCACCAAAGAAGCGCUUGAAGUAAACAACUCCUUGUCAAUUACACAUUAGCCUAUGUCAGGGGCGUAUUGCAUGUUUUAAUCGUAGAGGUAGAUCCCAGUAGUGCCUGGGUAAACCACCAAAGCAGCACCUUUGGGUACUUUCAGCAGCUCCUUGAGUGGAUCUCAACACUACUGGGUAGAUCUCCCCAGCAGCCGCAGGAGUAGAUCCCAGGAUGUCUGACAGUGAGGCUGACAGUGAUGUGGAUGAGAAGAAUCUCCCUUCCAGGGAGGAGUGCGAGGAGAGAUGUCAGAUGUUCGCCCAAGUGACCGGCACCGACACUGCUCUAGCCAUGUUCUUUCUUCAAGAUAGGGAAUGGAACGUAGAGACGGCACUGAAUGCUUAUUUCGCAGAGACAGGGGGUGAACCAGUGGGGUCAGGUCAGAGCACCAUCGUUGGCACCAACACACAUAGCAGAACACAAACAGUGAGAGCUGGACCGGAAGGACCUGAUCCAGAGCCUCACCGUAUCCGCCUCUUGUCCUGGAACCUGGAUGGCCUUGACCCUGGGAGCAUCAAGUCCAGGAUGCAAGCUGUUUGUGACAUCAUUAACAAGGAGAAGCCCCAUGUAGUGUUCCUCCAGGAAGUGACCCCCCUCACCCUCCCUAUCCUGGAGGAUGGGUGUGGCAUGUACCAGGUGAUCCCAGGGGGAGACAACCACUACUUCACUGCUGUCAUGCUGCGGGUUGGACAUGUACAGUUUGAAGAUGCUGUGGUUACAUCCUUCCCAACCAGCAAGAUGUUGAGAAACAUUAUAACAAUCAAAUGUCAUGUGAAGGGCAUCAGCUUCCAGGUGAUGACGUCCCACCUGGAGAGUACGGCUGCGCACAGUGAUGAAAGGAAGAGGCAGCUGGUACGGGCAUUCGAGGCGAUGAAACACGCAGAUCCUGACAGAACUGUCAUAUUUGGUGGUGAUACUAACCUGAGAGACAAGGAGGUUGCUCAGGUUGGAGGUAUCCCGGAAGCUAUCUACGACAUAUGGGAGAUGACGGGCCAGCGUCCAGAGGCCAAGUUCACCUGGGACAUGAGGAGAAAUGACAACCAUGAAUACCCAGGAUACAAAUCAUUCCUGAGACUGGACCGACUUUACAUCCGCCAUUGUAAGCCCAGAUCCCAAGUGACCCCCGUGUACUUCGAACUGGCUGGCCUCGCUCGUCUCCCCAGCCACAAGUUCCCCAGCGAUCACUGGGGGCUUCUGGCACACUUUGACAUCAAUGGCGUUUCCAAGCCAACCUGUGCGUCAGUCUAGCCAUUCACAUCACACACCUUGGCGUCCUUGUUGAUUAUCAUUGUCUAUGUGUGAAAAGUAAUCAGCAUUUCCAAAUUAGAUUAAUUGUUAUGUCAAGCAUUUGAUCAGAAUGUAUCAUUGCCUCCAGGAUAGAAAUGUUUAAAGAUCAUUGGAUUGAUCAGAGAAUCAUUUUUGCAAAAUAUUUGUUUGUUGAAAAAGUGGACAGUUCAUUUGCCAUGUGGAGAUAUAGUCUUGUUUCUGCUGUUGAGAUUUCAACAUUGUCUACUUACUUUCGCUGAGAGUAAAACACCUGAUUUGAUUGUUGUCAAUGAUAUUCAUGACUGGGAUAUUUACCCUUUCAUAAGAAAAUGAAUCUCAUUGACAGAUUGUAUGAUUAUUGUGCUAUCAUCAGGGGUGAGAAUCUUCCGCGGAUCCUUGAAUUUCCGUGAAUUUUAGUGACCACAAAUUUUGUUAAAAUCUGAUGGCUUGAAGGUCAAAGCCCCCUUAUGCCCCAUAAACACCCCAAAAUUAUGGACCAUGCUUCAUUGAAUUUUCAGCUGAAAAGGAAAAUAUCCAUUCUCAUCCCUGUAUCUUAGAGAAGGAAAAUAGGGUUGGAAAACAAGCACUUGUUUCUGUGGCAACCUAUGACUGUAAGUUGCUUUGUGUGCGUAGAAGGGAGGUUGUCACAAUGCUAAAAUUUAUGCUGCAUUGUUGACAGAAGUUUAUCAAUUUUUAUCUUCAAAUGCAAACACAACAGUGUGUUCAAUCAUUGUCACAUUCAUACCAUAUACCAGUGUCAUUUAUUGUCAAAUUGUAAUUCACAGUUUUCAUGUCACAUAAACUAUAUUCAUAUUC